This is a messenger RNA of Notothenia coriiceps (black rockcod), 4803 nucleotides long. RefSeq lists its product as uncharacterized. Gene Ontology annotation, molecular function: DNA-binding transcription factor activity; RNA polymerase II cis-regulatory region sequence-specific DNA binding. NCBI's taxonomy places the organism in Eukaryota, Metazoa, Chordata, Actinopteri, Perciformes, Nototheniidae. The coding region runs from base 142 to 4695 and encodes 1517 amino acids. Gene Ontology annotation, biological process: regulation of transcription by RNA polymerase II. The record is from RefSeq and is a predicted model, not a curated record. The transcript has 14 exons.
AAGGAAGUGCAAACAUCGAGUUGCUGGAUUAGCUGUUAGAAACUAUUUUUCACAGAAAGCCUCAAAGGAAAGAAUAUUUUCUAAAUUAGAAGACAUUCCUCUGCAUCAAUUCAACUUUUGUAACUCUUAAAAGGGAAACAAAUGGAGGGCCCCCUGCCCCUGUCCUCGCUCAGGCUCCUGGUUCCACCACUGAGGAUGAUGACGGCUGUGAUGUGGAAGGUGGUUCGUCUGAGAGACAUAAUGCAUUAUGGGAAAGUGGAGGAGUUUGUUUCCUUGGUGACUGAAGCCAUCCCUGACAUCUCUACAGAGAGACAGAUGAGACUGCUCACCCUGGGCCUAAGAUCAAAGAUGAUGUUACAGAUAUUAAGUUCUGAAAAGCCAGAGGACUUCACAGAUGUUAAAACACGUUUGGACAGCCUGAUGCCAUCUACCUCAAAACUGAUGCAUCCAGGAAAUGAAGCGAUGGAAUCCAACUUUGUCAAGUUUAUUCAGAGACUCGUGGACGACCCAAAAGGGAGAGAGCACUUCCUCAAGAAUGUGUUUCCGGUGGAGUAUGGGUCUGACUUUGACACAGCUCUGGAGACUGUGUUUUGUGAGUUCUUCACCAGACUGGAUAAGUUGCUGCUUAUACCAGACUUUAAGCAGACAGCAAUGUUGAUUGGUGACACACCCUCUGCGCUGGAACAGUCCAUGCAGUGUGUAUCCAAAGCCGAUGACCUCAAAGUACUGCUUAGAAGCAAGGCCCAUCUUAGUCAAAUGUACACAAUGGAUACCAGUGUGCCCUCAUCCUCUGAGCAGCUGCUCUUUUCGUCAUUAUCUUUCCCUCCUUCACUGCCUGAGACAAACGCUCAAGACAUAGAAUCUAAUACACAAAUAUUUCUGGAGCAAGAAGAAUCUGAGGCUAUUUCUCUUCAGGACGCAUUAAAUAUGGAGAUACAGGAUGUGAUAUGGCCAUCUGAGGAUGCCGUCGUCAUUCUAGAGAGCAGCAAUGGAGGAGAAACAACAGGAGAGAAAUGCAGUGACAGCGUUCCUGAUGCUCUCACUUUGGAGGAGUGUGAUAAUGAAGCUUCAGGCAGCUUCCAUUCUCCCUCUACAUCUGCCAAUAGUCCCGCAUCGUCCAGUUCAAUGAUUGCCCCUCCACGGCAGAGAGUUGCACACAAAUGCAGUCAUUGUGGAAAAUGUUUCAUUUACCGCUACAAACUCCAGGAGCAUCAGAGGCUGCACACCGGAGAAAACCCUUACAAGUGCUCUCAGUGUGGGAAGUCCUUCAGAAGGAGCUGUGACAUGUCGUCUCACAGGCGGACACAGUGCACACAAGCUGCUUAUAUUUGCCUUAAAUGUGGGGAUAGCUUUCAAUCACUAAAGGACAAAUUAAGACACCGGUGUGGUCGCAUCGUCCAAUGGUUUGACUGUUCUCAGUGCGGUAAAAGCUUUAAAAAAAUGCACUUGCUGAAUAAGCAUGAGCGGACCCACACAAAGAUCUGCAACUUCACGUGCAAACCAUCUGGGCAGGAGUACCCCAGUAUGAGUGAGAUGAGGAGGAACCAGAAGAGUCAUCCUCCCAAGAUUUCCAAACAGUGCAAGCGAUGUGGGGAAAUGUUCAGCUCUGUCGCCCGUUUGACAAAGCAUGAGCUGCGCCACAAGAAACAGGACCAAAAGAUUUGUGAGGAAUGUGGCAAAGCUUUCAAGAGCAAAUAUGAAGUGUCUCUUCACAUGCGCUGUCACACAGGUGAGAGGCCAUUUCAGUGCACGUACUGCGGCAAAGGUUUCUCCAGAUCGGGUAACCUGAAGAUACACUUAAGGAUCCACACGGGAGAGAAACCAUAUCUUUGCUCUGACUGUGGCAAGGGUUGUAUGUCAGCCGGCGAUCUGCAGAUACACAGACGCAUCCACACAGGGGAAAGACCAUACAAGUGCACUGACUGUGGGAAGGGAUUCACCACCGCAAGCAACUUGACAGUUCAUAUGCGGGGUCACACUGGAGAGCGCCCUUACAUCUGUUCCAUAUGUGGACAAGGGUGUAUUACUGGCACAGUAUUAAAAAUACAUACUUUAAAACAUACUGGUUUUAAACCCUACCCUUGUCAUAUAUGUGCAAAGGCUUACACAAACCUCACUCACCUGAAGAGACACUUGAAAAAAACUCACAAUGUAGUGCAAAACCAGACUGCUCACUCUGAGCCUAUGAAAGAGUUCAGUGUCCCCCUUUCUUCGCUGGCGCUCCUGGUCCCACCACUUCGCCUGAUGUCAGCAGUGAUGUGGGAAGUUGUUCGCCAACGAAACAUAAAGCACUAUGGGAAACUGGAGGAGUUUGUGACCAUGGUAACAGAUGCAGUUCCUGAGCUGAUGAGUAAACGGGAAGGGAGACUGCUCUCACUUGGCCUGAGGGCAAGGACAACUCUUGAGCUGUUGCGUUCUGAACACCCUGAAGAUCUCAAGGCUGUUGAGAGCCACUUGAACCGAAUCCGAACUUCUUGCAUUGAGGAGACAAAUGAUCCUGUCAUUGAAGCACCAGAGGCAAACUUUAUGAAGCUGGUGCAAGGCCUCAUUGAAGACACGGAUGGCAGAGAACACUUCCUCAAGAAUGUGUUUCCAGUGGAGUAUGGCCCUGAUUUCGACACAGCACUGGAGACUCUGGUUUGUGAGUUUUUCACCAGACUGGAGGAGCUGCUGCCAAUCCCUGAUUUCAAACAGACGGCAUCCUGGAUCAGCGGGGCCCCCUCUGUCCUAGAAGAGUACAUGCAGUGUGUCUCAAAUGGAGAUGACAUUAAAUUUCUUCUCCAGAGCAAACAGUGCCACGGGAAACUGUCUAAGAGUACAAUCGCUCCGUUUACGCCAGAUGAUCUUCUCAUUCCCUCUCUGUCUCUUCCUCCAUCGCUUGAAGUGGCCAUCUCUUCCCACCCGAGUGGUUGUGACGACGAAAAUAAUGACGUUCCUCAGAUCGUCAUGUUCGAUGAAGAACUGUCCACAAACCCUUCCACCUCGACAGACUUUCCCGAAUCCCCAAAAAGGACUGAUAUGUUACCGUCCCCUCGCAGGAGACAACCAGGGCUGCACAAAUGUCCAGAGUGUAACAAAUGUUUCAAGCACCACUCCGUUCUCACCGAGCACCAGAGGGUCCACAGUGGGCUGCAGCCCUACAACUGCUCGGAGUGCGGGAGGGCUUUCAGGACAGCCACUCUGCUAGCCGGUCACAGGCUACGGAAAUGCAAAAACGCCGCUUAUCUGUGCAUCAAAUGUGGGAACAGUUUUCCGACCUCACUGGACAAAUUCCGACACCACUGCCCAAAACGUGGCCGUAGCUACGAUUGUGGACACUGCGGAAAGAGUUUUCAAAAGUCCAGCAGCUUGAAGGAACACCUGCUGACUCACGUCCAAAGCCGCCUUUUCAAGUGCAGUCAUUGCGGGGUAGGAUUUUCAGGAAUCGGUGACUUGAAGUAUCACCAACAGGUAGAUCAUGACAAGCCUUAUCAGUGUAAGCAAUGUGGGAAGAGCUUCAUCUCCUCCAAGUGUCUGACCAAACAUCAGCAACGACACGAAGAGGGCGGAGAAAUGGAGAGUGUCAAAUUAAUGAGCGGAGGCAAACACAGGAAGAGUGGCUCCGCCCAUCGGACUUCCUCCUCAUCUAUGUCCUCCAGGAAAUCCUCGAAAGCUGCAUACCCGCGAGGACGAGUCACGCAUAACUGUCCACUGUGUGGAAGGAGCUUUAAGUACCGUUUUGAAUUCCUCGAGCACCAGAGGUUCCACACCGCGGUGAAGCCUUACAGAUGCUCGCAGUGUGGAAAAGCCUUUCGCACGGAGGCUCACCUCUCCAGGCACAGGAAGAGGAAGUGUAAAAAUGCGUCCCACAUUUGCACCAAGUGUGGGUGUCAGUUCAGGUCUCUCCACGAGCGGGUCAGACAUCAGUGCGUCCAGCUGCUGACCAAAUACGAGUGCUCUCAUUGUGGGAAGACCUUCAAGAUGGCCCACCUGCUGAGGAACCAUCAGAUGAGCGAACACCAGCUUCCCUACAGCGCCAACCAUCGCUUCAGGUGCAGAUACUGCGACGAGACGUUCCCCGGCAUCAGCGAGCUCAAAUACCAUCAGAGGGUUGACCACGAGAAACCCUAUCAGUGUCAAGAAUGCGGCAAGUGUUUCCUGUCUGAGAAAUGCCUGGCCAACCACGAGCUCCGACACAACGAUGACCGACCGGAGAGCUGCCUGGUGUGCGGCCGCGGCUUCAGGAACCGCUACGACUUGAAGCAGCACAUGCGCACUCACACGGGGGAGCGGCCGUACCAGUGCACUCACUGUUCGCAGUGCUUCUCCACAGCGGGGGGGCUGCGGAGCCAUACCAGGGUUCACACGGGAGAGAAGCCGCACGUUUGCCCAGAUUGCGGUAAGGCUUUCUCCCAAAUGGGUGCAAUGCGCACGCACAGGCUCACGCACACGGGAGAAAGGCCUUUCAAGUGCACAGUGUGCGGCAAAGGUUUCACAAUGGCACACAAAGUCACUGUUCACAUGCGCGUGCACACAGGGGAGCGCCCGUACGUGUGCACGCAGUGCGGGAAAGCCUUCUCAGAUGGAAGUGUGCUGAAGCAGCACAUGCUCAACCACUCAGGGGUGAGACCGUACCACUGCCAGAUCUGUCCCAAGACCUACACCUGUCUGAACCACCUAAGGAGGCACCUGAAGAGCCACUCCAACAUGAACUGAGCAGAACAUUUCACACAUUCACAUUCACACCAUUUGGCAGUUACACUGCUACAGUUACAAAGGACCAACGAAACCAAGCAAUACGUGAAGGAACAUAAAAUGAUGCUG